AUGUUACGCUGGCUACGGCCGUUUCCUGGAAACUUCCUUCGGAUUGCGCGCGUCCAUCCUCGUAGAGAAUGUCUUGGCCCGGUCGUAUCCAGGACCAGGGACUUGGACACUUUUCGAUCAGCCAGAAGAUGGGCUACUUCUGUAACCCCGCACUCUACAGCUUCGGAUCCUGCCGAGGCAGAGGCAUUGCGCUGUCUUGAGCAGGGGACUACGAAAUUGGAAGAAGGUGAUGUAGAAGCUGCCAAAGAACUCUACCGGCGUAGCACAGAAAUCAAGCGGAAUGCGAGCUCCCUAUUCAAUUUGGGGGUCACACAUUACCAUCUUAAGGAAUUCGACGAGGCCAUAGCUGCAUGGAAAGAAUCAAUAGCGCUCCAGCCGUCCAGCCCCGAUGCCCAUACCAAUCUGGCCAGUGCCUACAUAGUGUCACCUGUGGCGAGACCGGACCUUGCAUUACACCACCUGCGUAUCGCCUCCUCACUUUCUCCGGAGGACCCUGAAAUUGCCUUCAACUUAGCUGCUGUUCUCGAAGCCACCGGCCACCUAGAAGAAGCGGUGGAAUACUACGAACAUAGCAAGAAACAUGGCGUAGAACGCGCUUCGAUGCACAUCCGCAAUGUUAGCGCAAAGAUUCUGGGGAAGAGGAUGCAGGCGGCGAAAGAACCAGACUCCGACUCUAGUUCUGGCUCGUCAUGA
This is a messenger RNA of Pleurotus ostreatus (oyster mushroom), 693 nucleotides long. RefSeq lists its product as uncharacterized. The transcript is spliced from 7 exons. Gene Ontology annotation, molecular function: protein binding. Lineage: Eukaryota; Fungi; Basidiomycota; Agaricomycetes; Agaricales; Pleurotaceae. The record is from RefSeq and is a predicted model, not a curated record. The coding region runs from base 1 to 693 and encodes 230 amino acids.